Rhodamnia argentea is the source of this 903-nucleotide messenger RNA. Its product is annotated as RNA-binding protein pno1. The record is from RefSeq and is a predicted model, not a curated record. Gene Ontology annotation, molecular function: RNA binding. Lineage: Eukaryota; Viridiplantae; Streptophyta; Magnoliopsida; Myrtales; Myrtaceae. Gene Ontology annotation, cellular component: nucleolus. The transcript is spliced from 2 exons. The coding region runs from base 103 to 762 and encodes 219 amino acids.
UCUCUUCCUCCUCCUCCUCUGUUUGGCGCCGACCGAAAGCUUCUUGAUUUUCAUUAUCCCAUUGGAAUUCUCAGAGCGGAGCUCGUUGGAAGAAGAUUCGCCAUGGAGCCUCUGCAAUCUCCUGCCUCCAUGGACGUCGAGGCGGCUCCGGCGGAGCCCAACUUGCCCGCGAAGCCCCUGUUCGCGCCGCUGAAGGCGCACGAGAUGUCCGACGGGCGGGUCCAGUUCCGCAAGGUGUCCGUCCCGCCGCACCGGUACUCGCCGCUGAAGAAGUUGUGGAUGGACAUCUACACCCCGGUCUACGAGCACAUGAGGAUCGACAUCCGCAUGAACCUCAAGGCUCGCAAGGUCGAGCUCAAGACGAGGCGGGACACCCCCGACGUCAGCAACCUCCAGAAGUGCGCCGACUUCGUGCAGGCCUUCAUGCUCGGGUUCGACGUCCCGGACGCCGUCGCGCUGCUGCGGCUGGACGAGCUCUACGUGGAGUCCUUCGAGAUCAAGGACGUGAAGACCCUGCGGGGCGAGCACCUGUCGCGCGCGAUCGGGAGGUUGUCGGGUAAAGGCGGCAAGACCAAGUUCGCUAUCGAGAACGCGACGAAGACGAGGAUCGUGAUCGCGGAUUCCAAGAUCCACAUACUGGGUUCUUUCGCCAACAUCAAGAUUGCUAGGGAUUCGCUCUGUAGCUUGAUUCUGGGUUCACCCGCCGGUAAGGUGUACUCGAAGCUCAGAGCCGUGAGUGCAAGACUUGCCGAGAGAUUUUGAAAUUGGGAUUCUUUUGAGCUUCAUCUUGAUGCUAUUCGCGGACUAGAUUGCUCAAAUUUUUGUUACGGAGAUUGAGAGGUGGAGAGUAUGUAAUCUAUUGCCAAGAGAAAGCGUUAUAAGAAGAUCAUCAUGUUUCUCUCA